This is a messenger RNA of Oncorhynchus nerka (sockeye salmon), 1124 nucleotides long. Its product is annotated as zinc finger protein RFP-like. Gene Ontology annotation, cellular component: cytoplasm. The record is from RefSeq and is a predicted model, not a curated record. Gene Ontology annotation, biological process: protein ubiquitination. The transcript is spliced from 8 exons. Gene Ontology annotation, molecular function: ubiquitin protein ligase activity; protein binding. The coding region runs from base 1 to 669 and encodes 222 amino acids. NCBI's taxonomy places the organism in Eukaryota, Metazoa, Chordata, Actinopteri, Salmoniformes, Salmonidae.
AUGGAUGGUGACCUCUGUGACCAGAAUUAUGAACUCUGGGAGCAGAAAUAUUACCUCACUGAGAAUCGAGAUGACCUCAGGAAGGAGAAGGAAAUCCUGACUUCUCAGCUGGACUUUGAAACCAUCAGAAGACAUGAAGUGGAUGUGACUCUAGAUCCUGAUUCUGCACAUCGUAAACUCAUCCUGUCUGAUGAUGGGAAACAAGUGAGACAUGGAGAACUAAACCAGGUUCUCUCUGACAACGGGAAGAGGUUUACAAAUUGGUCCUCUGUCCUCGGAAAUGUGGGCUUCUCAGGGAAGUUCUACUAUGAGGUGAAAGUGGAGGGGAAGACUGAGUGGACUUUGGGGGUGGUCAUACAGUCCAUCAAUAGGAAUGAGAGUUGUAUACCCAUCCCUAAUAAUGGAUACUGGACUGUGGAGCUGAAGGAUGGAGAGUACACAGCUCAUGCUGAUUCCCCUGUCACCUUCACCCCGAGAGAGGGGCCCCAGAAGGUGGGGGUGUUUGUGGAUUAUGAGAAGAGACAGGUCUCCUUCUACAAUGUGGAGGACAGGUGUCAUAUCUACUCUUUCACUGACUGCUCCUUCACUGAGAAACUCUAUCCAUUCUUCAACCCUGGUGAUUCAGAUAGUAUUUCACUGGUCGUCUGUCCUGUAGAUGCCACUGACUGACUGUUUUAAAUCAAACAAGGUGCAAUUGUUAUUUGUGAAAUGCUUGUUACUCUGCUAAUGUGCUAAUGUGCAGUAAAUAUACUGUAUAUAAUUUUAAAACGUGCUCUGCUGUUGGGACUCUGCUGUUGGGACUCUGCUGUUGGGACUCUGCUGAUGAGACUCUGCUGAUGGGUCUCUGCUGAUGGGACUCUGCUGUUGGGACUCUGCUGUUGGGACAGCUUUAUGUAGGUCCUGAUAGUUUGUGGGCACCGUUUGUAACCGUUAUCGUGCAAUUAAUGUAUUGUGUUGUGUAGUGGCAUUGCUGGAAUGCACAAGAUUUACAUGCUAAAAUUGCAACUGGUUGUGUAACCUUUCUGUUGUGUGCUCCUACAUUUAGGUAACAAUGUAGUAACAGCACAAAAAAAAUGUGUUCAACAUAUUGAUCAUUUGAUAAUUAAAUGUUCUGAAAGAGUGUU